Centruroides sculpturatus (bark scorpion) is the source of this 2518-nucleotide messenger RNA. RefSeq lists its product as uncharacterized. The coding region runs from base 1752 to 2456 and encodes 234 amino acids. Gene Ontology annotation, molecular function: nucleic acid binding. The record is from RefSeq and is a predicted model, not a curated record. The transcript has a single exon. Lineage: Eukaryota; Metazoa; Arthropoda; Arachnida; Scorpiones; Buthidae. Gene Ontology annotation, biological process: DNA integration.
UGAAUGAAGUCACACAUGAACACUGGGAAGAAGUAAUUGAAAUAAAUGGGAAUCCUACUAAAAUAAAAUUAGAUACUGGAGCGGACACUAAUGUUAUUUCUUGGACGUAUUUGAAGCAGUGGACCAAUUCUCCAAAGAUAAAACAGACUAAGGUCAAAGCCUAUACCUUCACAAGUGAGAGAAUACUGAUCGUCGGUGAAUGUCACCUCCAACUCAAGUCUGGAAGCCAUGAAACCACGAGCAAAUUCCUUGUUGUCAGGACACGUGGGUUACCUCUAUUGACUUGAGAUGCAUGCAAAAAGCUAAACCUAAUUAAAAGGAUAAAUUCUAUUACACUGGAACUUAACCCAGAAAAUAUUUUGGAAUCCUAUUCCAGUGUGUUUGAGGGAAGUGGCAAACUUAAACAUGAGGUUAUAAUCAAAUUAAAUCAAAAUGCAAUUCCAAAACUUGUCCCUCCUAGAAGGAUCCCAGAAGCUUUAAAAACAGAAGUUAAACAAGAAUUAGAGGAUCUGGUUAGAAAAGGAAUCUUAAAAAAGACAGAAAAAAAUUCUAGUUGGCUCCACCCAAUGGUUAUUGUUAAAAAGAAACAAGGAAAAUUACGCCUGUUUAUGGAUCCACGUGAACUAAAUAAAUACAUUAUUAGAGAUAAUUAUCAGAUACCAUCGGCAACAGAACUGUUAUCAAGCAUUCCAAAAGCUAGAUAUUAUACAGUUAUGGAUGCUAAAUCAGCCUUCUUUCAGCUACCGGUAGAAGAACAAUCACAAAAACUGUUGAUAAUGAAUACACCUUUCGGAAAAUAUAAAUUUACAAGAUUGCCGUUUGGAAUCACAACAGCAUCAGAGCAUUCUCAAAGAGCAUUGACACAAUACUUUCAGAUAUUGAAGGCAUUUACACAUAUAUGGAUGAUGUUCUAAUCUAUGGUGACACAUUAAGAGAGCAUAAUUAAAAACUGAUAAAAGUAUUAAAAAGAGCAGAAACUCAUGGUCUUAAAUUUGAAAAAAGCAAGAUCCAAUUGGCACAAAGGCAAGUCACCUUUGUAAGGCACAUAAUAGGACCAGACGGUAUAAAACCAGAAGAAUCAAAACUUAUUGCCAUUCAACAAUUAAAAGAACCAGAAAAUCAAAAAGCACUGCAAAGAUUCUUGGGAUUAGUUAACUAUUUAGGCAAAUUUAUACCUAAUUUAUCAAAUCUCACACACAAUCUUAGGCAGCUGCUCAGGAAAAAUAUUGAAUGGACAUGGACAGAAGAGGCAAGAAGGGAUUUUAAUUACAUAAAGAAAAUUCUAACGCAGACUCAAACGUUAGCACAAUUUGAUACAAACAAAAUUAUAACCCUACAUACAGAUGCCAGUCAACAUGCUCUAGGAGCAGCAAUUACACAGGAAGGAAAACCCUUAGCUUUUUCAUCAUCAUCUUUGAAUGAUACACAAUAAAACUAUUCCCAAAUCGAAAAGAAACUACUCGCCUUAUAUUAUGGAUGUAAAAAAUUUGAUCACCUGCUACUUGCAAGAUUGUUUGUAGCAUAUACUGAUCACCAACCAUUAAUCACACUAAUUAAAAAACCAUUAAGUACAUUGUCUCCUUGACUGCAGAGAUUAAUGCUAAAGUUAUUGGCUUACGACUUCAAGUUAUACUACAAGCCGGGAAGAGAUAAUCUCAUUGCAGAUAUUCUUUCAAGGGACAUAAGGCAUCUUACACCCAAUUUCUCAACACCAGACCUAGAUGAACAAGUAUUGAAUAAGAACAGUUGGUAUGAAAAUCACAGACACCAAAUUCAUAGAAUUAGCUGAAAACACAAGACAAGAUCAAAGUCUGCAGACUGUAAAGAAAUACUUAUCAGAAGGAUGGCCGGUACAUAAAAAGUCUAUCCCAUCAAACAUCAAACCCUACUACGAUUUUAAAGAAGACCUAUACCUAUGGAAGAAUAUUAUAUGUAAAGGACCUGCCAUAAUAAUUCCAGAGAAACAAAGAACCAGAGUUCUACAGCAAAUUCAUGCUGCACAUCUAGGAAUCAACGCUUCACUCAGCAGAGUGAGGAAUAAGGUAUACUGGCCAGGAAUGAAUCAUGACAUAGAAAAAGUAGUAAAAUCUUGUAGACAAUGUCAAAGAUUUCGACCAGCUCAGACAAAAGAACCUCUGAUACCCCACAGAAUUCCUACAUAUCCAUGGCAAGAAGCAACAGCGGAUAUUUUCUAUUUGGCCAGCAGUCCAUAUUUGCUAAUUGUGGAUAGAUACAGUGCCUAUCCAGAAAUUUAUAAAAUGCCAUCGACUGAUGCUUCCAAAGUUAUUCCCAAGUUCAAAGAAACUUUUUCGCGAUUUGGAAGUCCAGAAAUAUUAAUGACUGAUAAUGGUCCCCCAUUCUCGUCAGUAGCUUUUAAUCACUUCUGUGACAAAUGGAGCAUUAGGCAUAGUACAUCUAGUCCUCGAUAUCCCCAGAGCAAUGGCCACAUAGAAUGACAUGUGCAAACAAUAAUAAACAUACUUAAAAAGACAACAGAAGUCAAGAAUAAACAUACUUA